AUGGCUCGGCUUCGAUAUCUGCAAACUGCCAUUUUGAGCUUAUUGCUCCUUCAAGCAGGCCAGAUUGACUCUGCCGUUGUUCCUAGAGAACCAGCAACACAACCAGGAUUUUUCAGUGUAAGAUCGACAAACCCAUUGGAGUUCAAGUACAGCACUUCAGAGCCGGAUUCCCAGAACUGGAUUGGCGUCUACCAUCCUUCCGGCGGCGGACCUGACAAUGGUGUCAAGGCCGAGGAUUCCCUGAAAUGGAGCUAUGCAACACAGGCAGACGGCGUUCUUCAACUUUCGACCGAUGGUCUUGCUACAGGAUCUUAUAAGGCUUACUUCCUCGCCAAAAAUGGCUACAAGUGGCUUUCAGAGCCAGUCUACUUCGCUCUCGGUGAAAAUAUGCCGGGCACUCUUAGUCUUGCGUCAACAAAGCCACUCAAGUUUGAUUACAAAACCUCAAAAUCAGGGUCAAAGAACUGGAUUGGUCUUUAUUUUGCGUCAGCCGGUGGGCCAGAGAACGGCGUCUUUGAUCAGCCGUCCAUUCGAUGGUCAUAUGCCCCUGGAGCGCACGGCUCCGUUGAAUUCGACAAUGAUGGACUCGGCUCCGGUCAAUACAAGGCAUACUUUCUCGCAGAUGACAAGUAUGAAUCACUUUCUGCACCAGUUCAAUUUGCCUUGGGAGACGCAGGCAAGUUGCCCGGCUCCGUGAGCGCAGACUAUAGCAGAGCACCUCUGAAUAUCAAGUACACAACCACACAGUCCAAUGACAAGAACUGGAUCGGAUUGUACCAUGCUGAUGGAGGCGGCCCUGAGAAUCAAGUCCAGGAUCAGCCGGCUUUGACUUGGAACUGGGCUCCCAAGUCCAUCGGCGAGAUCACUUUGUCGAUAAAGGCGCUCAAUCCUGGGGCAUACAAGGUCUUUUUUCUUGCCAAUGGCGGGUACAAAUGGGUAUCCGAGCCUGUCGUUGUACGGGUACGAAAUUCAGCACCAUUCAGCUUCAUUGUCAAUUCAAUUACGACCAAGAACGCUCGUCAGGGUGAUAGGUUUGAGGCAAGCCUGGAGAAUCUCGUCAGUCAGCCUGGCGAUGUUGAUACCAAGUUUACAGUGACUCGUGGGGGAGACUGGGCCACAAUCAGUCCUUCUGGUGUGAUCAGUGGUACACCGCCACCUGGAGCAAAGGAUACUACACUUCAAGUUGAAGCAAAGAACGCGAAUGGCGCUAUUGCAUCGGUUGCAGUACGCAUUCCCGUUAAACCUGCCGGUUCGUCGCUGGUUGACCAGUUAAGGGUUCUGACGUUCAACCUUUGGCAUGGGGGUACGCAGGUUACCAAUUACCAUGAGAAACAGGUACGCUUCUUGGUAGAUAAGGAUGUGGACAUUGCCGGAUUCCAGGAGAGUACUGGUGGCCACGGGACUCGUCUUGCUCGAGCCCUCGGCUGGUACUCGUGGCAGGGGCCUGAUGUUUCCAUAAUAAGUCGGUAUCCCAUCACUCAAGUCUUCUCAGCAACGUCCAUGUCGGGAUCAGUCAAGAUUUCCUUGGAUGGCUCCCGGAGCGAGAUUGUCGUCUGGAAUGCCCACCUUGGCUAUGACCCUUAUGGUCCAUACGAUUUCUGCUUCGACAGGAUGAGCGUGAGCCGCGUAAUGGAGCGGGAGGCACAAUCGGGACGCACUCCCCAAAUUCAAGAGAUCACUCAAAAAAUGGGGGACCAUCUGUCAAAUGCCGGCAAUGUGCCCGUUUUUCUUCUGGGAGAUUUUAACGCCCCGUCUCAUUUGGACUGGACGGGCGCCACCAAGAGCCAGCAUUGUAACGUUGGUGAUGUUCCAUGGCCCACGUCCAAGUAUCCAACCGACGCUGGGCUAAUCGACUCAUUCCGCGUGGCGUAUUCUGAUCCAGGGGCAAAUCCAGGUAUUACUUGGUCACCUAUCUACCUCAAUAACAACGGCAGAGCAGAACCAUUGGAUCGAAUCGACUUUGUCUACCACAAGGGUCGCAAACUAAGCGUGCAAGGCUCCGAGGCACUUGUGGUAGGCAACCCAACGCCCGAGCCAAAUCACGGCAAUAAUGAAUGGACAUCAGAUCACAAGGCGGUGUUGACAACCUACAGGAUAACUUUGUAG
Messenger RNA from Pochonia chlamydosporia 170, 2106 nucleotides. RefSeq names its product exonuclease III. The record is from RefSeq and is a predicted model, not a curated record. The coding region runs from base 1 to 2106 and encodes 701 amino acids. The transcript has a single exon. Lineage: Eukaryota; Fungi; Ascomycota; Sordariomycetes; Hypocreales; Clavicipitaceae. Gene Ontology annotation, cellular component: membrane. Gene Ontology annotation, molecular function: calcium ion binding; catalytic activity.